This is a messenger RNA of Myripristis murdjan (pinecone soldierfish), 4033 nucleotides long. RefSeq names its product OTU deubiquitinase 7A (gene otud7a). Gene Ontology annotation, biological process: protein K11-linked deubiquitination; protein K63-linked deubiquitination; protein deubiquitination involved in ubiquitin-dependent protein catabolic process. The coding region runs from base 301 to 3186 and encodes 961 amino acids. The transcript is spliced from 13 exons. Gene Ontology annotation, cellular component: cytoplasm; nucleus. The record is from RefSeq and is a predicted model, not a curated record. Gene Ontology annotation, molecular function: K63-linked polyubiquitin modification-dependent protein binding; cysteine-type deubiquitinase activity; zinc ion binding. Lineage: Eukaryota; Metazoa; Chordata; Actinopteri; Holocentriformes; Holocentridae.
GAGAGAGAGUGAGACAGCGACAGGCUGAUGGGAAUUAACUGUUCGUCAGAGGUCUGGACUUGAAAACGUUACGAUGGGGAGUAAUGACUGAAACAAGCUCGGGUUCUCUGCCUCCCCAGUGUCUUCCUUCCCUCGGCUGCCUCUGAAGCCAUGGACUAGAGCACCGUCUGGUCCUGACAGUCCCACGGUCAUCAGAUGGCUUCUCAACAAACCUCAGUGAAAAUACAGAAAAUGAGAACGUGAAGGCUGGCGUCCACCAAGGCCUCCGCUGCACCCUGGGCAGCGCACACACAUGAUCACAUGACUCUGGACAUGGACGCGGUCCUGUCAGACUUUGUUCGGUCCACAGGGGCAGAACCGGGUCUGGCCAGAGACCUGCUGGAAGGUAAAAACUGGGACCUCAGUGCUGCUCUGAAUGACUAUGAGGAGCUCAGGCAGGUCCACACUGCCAACCUGCCGCAAGUCUUCAACGAGGGACGCUACUACAAGCAGCUGGAAACACGUGACACACCCACCCAUGUCAGCAAGAUCGAUAGGCCGUGUGCACAGAAGCAGGAGGACAAUGCACAAGAGAAGCGUCUGUCCCGCGGGAUCUCGCACGCCAGUUCUGCCAUCGUCUCCCUGGCACGGCUACAUGUGGCCAGCGAGUGCACCAGCGAGCAGUUCCCUCUUGAGAUGCCAAUCUACACAUUCCAGCUGCCGGACCUCAGCGUCUACAGCGAGGAUUUCAGGAGCUUCAUAGAGAGAGACCUCAUAGAGCAGUCCACUAUGAUGGCUCUGGAACAGGCUGGUCGUCUGAACUGGUGGUCCACCAUGUGCACCAGCUGUAAGAAGCUGCUUCCCCUAGCCACCACAGGGGAUGGGAACUGCCUGCUGCAUGCUGCCUCUUUAGGGAUGUGGGGCUUCCAUGACAGAGAUCUAAUGUUGAGGAAGUCUCUGUACACCAUGAUGAAGAGCGGAGCUGAGAGAGCAGCUCUGAAGAGGAGGUGGAGGUGGCAGCAGACCCAGCAGAACAAAGAGUCAGGGCUGGUGUACACUGAGGAGGAGUGGGAGAGAGAGUGGAAUGAGCUGCUAAAGUUGGCCUCCAGUGAACCACGCACUCACCUCAGCAAGAACGGGAACACCAGUGGAGGGGUGGAUAACUCCGAGGACCCGGUCUAUGAGAGUCUGGAGGAGUUCCAUGUGUUUGUGCUGGCCCAUGUGUUGCGCAGGCCAAUUGUCGUGGUGGCUGACACUAUGCUCAGAGACUCGGGAGGAGAAGCGUUUGCUCCCAUCCCGUUUGGAGGGCUUUAUCUGCCACUGGAGGUGCCUCCAAGUCGCUGCCACUGCUCCCCACUGGUCUUGGCCUAUGACCAGGCUCACUUCUCCGCCCUGGUGUCCAUGGAGCAGAGAGACCAGCAGCGUGAGCAAGCUGUUAUCCCUCUGACCGACUCGGAGCACAAGCUGCUGGCACUCCAUUUUGCUGUGGACCCUGGGAGGGACUGGGAGUGGGGAAGGGAUGACAAUGACAACGCCAAGCUCGCCAAUCUCAUCCUGUCUCUGGAGGCCAAGCUCAAUCUGCUGCACAACUACAUGAAUGUAACAUGGAUCCGAAUUCCAUCUGAAACAAGGGCUCCCCUGGCUCAGCCAGAGUCUCCCACAGCCUCUGCAGGUGAGGAUGUCCAGUCUCUAGCUGAGUCCAUGGACUCUGACCGUGAGUCUGUCGGCAGCAACUCCAACGUCAACACUGGCAAGCCCUGCAAAGAGAAGGACAAAGACAAGCAGCGCAAGGACAAAGACAAGAACCGGGCUGAUUCUGUGGCCAACAAGCUCGGUAGCUUCAGCAAAACCUUGGGAAUCAAGUUGAAGAAAAACAUGGGAGGUCUGGGUGGCCUUGUGCACGGCAAAAUGAACAAAUCCACCUCUGGCUCAGGUCGUACCGGGGAGAACGGAGGGGAGAAGGUGAAGAAGAAGGAGUCUAAGACGACCAAAGGAAGCAAGGAGGAGUCAGGCCAGUCGGCCAGCUCCACCUCUUCUGAGAAGGCCACCAGCCCCUCCCCUACAGACAGAGACAGGCCCUCGAGCUCCUCCCCCACUGAAAGGCAGGACAGUGCUGGGAGAGUCUCAGGGGACAAGAGCCUGGAUAACUGGAAAUACAGCACUGAUGUCAAGCUCAGCCUCAACAUCCUGCGGGCUGCCAUGCAGGGGGAGCGCAAGUUCAUUUUUGCAGGCCUCCUCCUCACUAGCCAUCGACAUCAGUUCCAUGAGGAGAUGAUCAGCUACUACCUGACCAGCGCCCAGGAACGCUUCAGCCAGGAGCAGGAGCAGAAGAGGAGGGAGGCUGAGAAGAAGCCGCCCAUCACAAACGAGGCAGUCACAAAGAAACCAGAACAUGACAGUGUCUUCCAUAGGGAGAGGUCGGACAGCUCGCCCCCAGAGAGCUGCUCUCCAGUGCUUCCCCACCACACCCACACUUACAACCACAGCCACAGCUCACAGCCCCCGCCAGGCCUCAAGAUGCAGGGCAGGAACAGCCCUACUCCUGCAGCCCCCCUUGCCUCAGUCCCUGUCGCACCUCCCACCCCACCCACAGCCACCCACCACACCUCUCACCCAGCCCCAGCCCCUGCGCCUUACUCCUCUCCCAGUAUUGGUGCUAAGCGACCCGGGCCCGUCCCUGUGUCUGCCCACUACAGCCAUACACCGCCCAUCCAGAGGCACAGCGUGAUUCACUUACGAGAUGUCAACGUGCAAUCCUCCAGCUUCCAGGACGACCCGCAUAAGCCUGUGGUGGGCACCCUAAAGACGUGUGCCACCUAUCCCCAGCAGAACCGCUCCCUCUCAUCGCAGAGUUACAGCCCUGCUCGCAUGUCAGGGGUCCGCACUGUUAACACCAUCGACACCCUCUCCUACAACAUGCCCGGGGAACACAAAUCCCACACCUACACCAAUGGAUUCGAUGCAGGACACAUUCAGGACUGCCUGGAGUUUGCAGACGAGGACCCCUCGGCUCACACCUGGCUCAACCAAGACAAAACCAAAGGGCGGAGCUCUGGAGGCCCUUUGUACUGCUUUCAGCAGCGUCGCUGCAAGAGGGAGAACUGCUCCUUCUAUGGCCGGCCAGAGACAGACAACUACUGCUCCUACUGUUACAGAGAGGAGCUGAAACGCAGGGAGAGGGAGAACAAAGUGCACAGGCCUGCAUAGCCACCAUCGCCACUUCAGCUGGUCCAGACUAAGGCCACAGGAGACUAAAGAAACAACACCAUCUGCACUCUGCAUUUAGCAUAACAUAAUGGCAUACAUUUUCCUACUCUGUUUAAGAAUGCUCUUCUUGUAUCCCUGUCACCCCUCCCUUGUUAGUAAAAAAUACUACUUUACGAUGGGGGAAGCAGAACUUGAAACAGUGAGCAGCUUUGGCCAGACUUUGUGCUAUUUUUGUGUUUUCUGUCUCAUUGAAUUUAGUCUUUUACUUGUUUUAGAGUAAAAGUCAUCUCUUCAUGUUCUAGGUUUUUUUCUGUAUGUAAGGGAAAGUCCUGUAUUUUUCAUAGUACAAAAGAUCUGUGUCUCAUUUGGGUGGAAUAUUUUGGCUAUUUUAAUCAGUUUGAAUGCAAUACUUCUGCUUAGUUCUUCAAAACGUAUUUGUGGGAAAAAUUGUAGUUGUUUUGCAAUCAAAAGAAAUACAACGGGAGGUAAAUACUAAACUUAAAAGCAAUAAUUUGGUGAUUUUUGUUACACCCUCUCCCAAUUUUGUCUAUGCACCAUUAAUAGUUACUGUACGUUAACUGUGUCUUGUAUAUUGUAAAGAAUUGUCACAGUGUGUUUUGUAAAAGAAUUUGAAGUGCAGGAAUAAAACUGAGUCAACCUUAUGGAUUAUGCCGAAUUAGGAUUUAAUGUAAGCUAUCACGCUUGUAAAACAUACCUUUGAUCUUACCAUGGUGCAAGGGUCUGGUGUGUCAGAAUUUGAGUCAAAAUGUUGUGUAAGAUACGCAAAUUCUUACCCUUAGUCAAACUGCUAAAUAUCACAAGCACUGCCAAACCGGCUUCUCUAAAA